CACUCGCAGAGCGUUUUAGAGAGAGAAAGCAAAAAUAAGGAAAGAUUACUGGAGAGAGAAAGCGAGUGGGAGUUCGGAUCGAAGAACAGAAAGCACGAGAGAGAGUUCCCUCCUUCUUCGUCUCUCCCAAACCCUAAUUUCCCUAAUUUAUGUUUUCGCUUGUCUUAUCAAUUUUUCUUUCCACACUCAUUUCUGCUUAAUUCUAUCCAUUUUCGAAUCUUUCUUCAUCCUUUUGGGGGUAUUGUUUAUUGUUCUGAAAUUCGGAUCUGUGUGAAAUUCCGUGGUUUUAAUUUAAUUUUGCAACUGUCUUCAUUUCUGUUCGUUAUUCCUUAUACUUUGGGUCUGGGCGUUUGUUCUGCGACUCUAGGGUUCUUUAAACCCUAGAUCUUUUUUUCGAUUUUGCUUAUUCUAGGGUUCUUGAGUCUCGAUUUGGGAGAAAGGGUAUUUUAUUAAGGAAUUGGGGAUUACAUGUAUGGCUUCAGGGACUUUAGGGGAUUUCAAUGAUGAUUUGAAUUGGAGAGGGAAGUGUCGAUGGACAGAGAACAGUAAAGUUUAUACGCGGAAGAGCCACAAGAAAGCCCUUACCCCCUCAACAAAUCAGGCUUUAACAAGCGCUCAAGUUACCGCUGCCGAUGCUGAGGAGCAGGCCACAGUCCCUUGUUCGACAGCCACACCCAAUGGGACUGCAGAUUUUUGUGCUUCUGAGGUAGUUGUAAGGUCGGAGGAUGUAGAUUCUUGCCAAAAUCAAUCCGAGCAAGAACAGAGUCGAUCAUUGGACAAAAAGACAGAUUCUUCAGGCCAGGUACUGCUGCUAGAAGAGAAUGAAAGUCAACACGUAGCGGAGAAUGGUUGUCAAACUGGUGAUAGGCUUAAAGAAGGUCGACGUACUCAAAGUCCAGAGCUUGCGGAUCAAGAUAAAACCCCUUCAGCUGAUGGUGAGAAGGAGUUAGUGCCAUCACUGUUAAGAGAAAAUGAUCAUCCUAAUUUUCAUGUUCCGCAAGCCAAUGGCCUCACUAAGGUCAAUGGAGCUGUGGAAUCACCUGAAGUGGCCAAAGAGCAGCAACUCGUUGGGAAUGAGGCACGGGAUGAUGAAGAAAUGAGGCCUGCUUCACCUCAAGCUUCUGAAGGUAAUGUUCAGGGUAAUCUCAAUGGAGUUGUGGUGCCACUGGUGGUAUCUAAUGUAGAUGAUAGGAUUAUAUUUAAUUUAUGUAAAGCGACACCAAAGAAUGAGAUAAAGGUUCUUAGGAAGAAUCUAGAGCACGAGCUUGAUCAGGUUAGGAGGCUAGUUAAACAGUUUGAAUCCAAAGAGAACCAGCUUGCUUUACAUAAUAACCAGACCAGCAACAGUAACCUUAGUAAUAAAGGUAAUUAUGUCGAAGCUGAAGGUGCAAAUGCUGGUGACUAUGUUCAGUCUCAAGCCCUGCAUGCCCGAAGUAAUGUGGUUGACCGAAGGUUGUUGUUGAGGGUGAACACAGAGAUGGGUGCAAUGGGGCACAAAGAAACGAGACCUAUCGGAUUAGCAAGGGUCAAUUCAGAUAUGGGUGCUGCACGGAAUCUAGAACCUCGGGUGUAUAGUAGGCAAUUCAGUGUGGCAGUAAUAGAUAAUAGGUCCAAUGAGUUUAUUGAGAAGGAGAAACGUACCCCGAAGGCGAAUCAGUAUUACAGAAAUUCGGAGUUUCUUUUGGGAAAAGAUAGACUGCCUUCUGAAAGUAAUAAGAGAUUGAAAACAAAUAAUGGGAGGAAACACAGCGGAGAACAAGAACAUGCCAUGGGAUUUGGCUUUGGGUUUGAUAAGAACAGGAAUCAGGUUUUGAAGAACUGUAGCAGCCUACUUCAGCGGUUGAUGAAGCACAAGUUUAGUUGGGUUUUCAAUGAGCCCGUGAAUGCCAAGCAACUUGGAUUGGUUGAUUACCAUGAUGUCAUUAAGCAUCCUAUGGACUUGGGUACCAUUAAGACUAGAUUGUCACAGAAUUUUUACAAGUCUCCAAGGGAGUUUGCUGACGAUGUACGACUAGUUUUUCGCAAUGCCAUGACUUACAAUCCGAAGGGGCAGGACGUUCACCUUAUGGCAGAACAGUUGUCACAGAUUUUUGAGGAGAGGUGGGCCAUUAUAGACUCUCAGUACAAUUCUUAUUGGAAAUAUCCAGAAUAUCAGGAGGGGGGAUUACCCACACCCUCUUCUAGAAAGGGUGUGCCAUAUUCUCAUUUUGGCCCUGCUUCAGUUCCAGUCUCUGCGCCUGCUGCUUCAGUUCCGUUGUAUGACUCUGUUGCUCCGGGAAGAACUUCUGAGAGGCCUGAGCCAGUGACAUCAUUCAUGGCUGUUGAUCGAAAAAUUCAUCGACCUCAUGUUGGCAGGACUCCUGUUCCCAAAAAACCUAAAGCAAAAGAUCCUAAUAAAAGGGACAUGACUUAUGAGGAGAAGCAAAGACUCAGCACCAACCUACAGGGCUUGCCUCAUGAGAAGCUUGAUGCUAUUAUUCAGAUCAUUAACAAGAGAAAUACUGCUCUUUCUCAAAAUGAUGAUGAGAUUGAGGUUGAGAUUGAUAGUGUCGAUGCAGAGACUCUCUGGGAGCUGGACAGAUUUGUGACUAAUUACAAAAAGAGUUUGAGCAAAAAUAAAAGGAAAGCAGAACUCGCUCUUCAAGCAAGAACCAUGGGGAAUCAGAAUGCCUCGUUGGUGAACUCAACUCCAGCAUUGGCAAUCCAGAAGGAAAGUAGAACAGCUUUAAAAAACUGUGUCACUCUUGUAGAUGAUGACAAAGAGGGUCAAAACAGGAGUAGGACCAGCAGUUCUAGCAGUUCUAGCAGUGAUUCUGGGUCGAGUUCAAGUGAUUCUGAUAGUGACAGUUCCUCUGGGGAUGGAUCCGAUGCUGAGCAUUUGCCUAAGACAUGAAGAAUCUUUCUGACUGAGAAUUUGCAGGUGAUGCUUGUUGGAGUAGGGGUAAAAUUCUUGUGAUUGGGUUCUGCUGAUGGCAGCCCGGGAUCUAUGUUGAAAAUACGUAAUGGAAGACUGUAUUAUUAAAUGAUGAUAUCAACCGAUUUUCGAUGGUAAGGAACUUGUGAUAGGAUUUUAGUUGAUAAUUUGACUAGUAACAAAGGGGCUCAGAGCCAAGAUUGAAUAGGAGAUUUAGUAAGCUGUAUUAUGGUGUUUUUGCAAAUUGUAUUACAAUAGCUGUAUAUAGCUUUCAGGCUUAGGAGUGCUGUUAAUUUUGUUUUUAGGCCAAUGGUUUGGAUUUCAAGCUGGUUAAUAACUUUCGCUAGUCCAGUUAUCCGUGAAUAA
Messenger RNA from Salvia splendens (bonfire salvia), 3280 nucleotides. Its product is annotated as transcription factor GTE4. The transcript is spliced from 5 exons. The coding region runs from base 473 to 2893 and encodes 806 amino acids. Lineage: Eukaryota; Viridiplantae; Streptophyta; Magnoliopsida; Lamiales; Lamiaceae. Gene Ontology annotation, molecular function: protein binding. The record is from RefSeq and is a predicted model, not a curated record.